Molecule: messenger RNA, 1632 nt
Organism: Branchiostoma floridae (Florida lancelet)
Lineage: Eukaryota; Metazoa; Chordata; Leptocardii; Amphioxiformes; Branchiostomatidae
Product: ankyrin homolog
Exons: 2
Coding region: 23-1411 (462 amino acids)
Biological process (GO): intracellular signal transduction; protein localization to ciliary inversin compartment
Cellular component (GO): ciliary inversin compartment
Molecular function (GO): protein binding
Source: RefSeq, a predicted model, not a curated record
UUCUUCUUCAUACCAGGUACAGAUGCUAGACCUUCAGUCCUUGUGUAACAGUGAAACCAUGAAGAAAGCAGAACUCUUCUCAGCUGCAUCAUCCGGGGACUGUGACAAGAUCAUCUCCCUACUAGAUGGAGGGGUGGAUGUGAAUGCAAAAUGUUUGCAUGUCAAGUACUAUCACGAAACAGCACUUCACUAUGCUGCCUCGGAAGGGCACUGUCCUGCUGUGCACUUGCUGUUGGACCGAGGGGCGGAGGUCAACGCAGCAAACAAGUGGGGUCAAACAGCCCUCCACAAUGCUUCAGAAGAAGGGGAUUGUGUUAUGAUGGAGGUGCUGUUAGACAGAGGGGCAGACAUCAAUGUCACUGACCACAAGGGAUGGACACCGCUUCACUAUGCCGCCGACAAAGGGCUACUUCCAGCCAGUGCACCUGCUGUGAUGUUGUUAAACAGAGGGGCAGACGUCAGUGCAACUAACGAUGCCGGCCAAUCUGUACUUCACUUUGUAGCUACAUCAGGGCUGGCUCCUUUUGUAGAGCUGUUGCUGCGCCGAGGGGUGGAUGUCAACGCAGCCGACUCUAAAGGCAAGACGGCACUUCACCUAGCAGCUGACAGAGGGCAUGCUGAUAUUAUAGAGAUGUUGUUGCAAGACGGCGCGGACGUCAAUGCAAAGGGACCAGAAGACUACAAUGGCAACACAGCACUUCACCGAGCAGCUGACAUAGGGAAUGUUCCUGCUAUAAAGAUGUUAUUGCACCACAGUGCAGACGUCAAUGCCAAGGGAACGGCAGACUGCACAGCACUUUACCACGCUGCAAGGAAUGGUCACUCCAAUGUUGUCGAGGUGCUGUGUUCUCAUGGUGGCGAUCUAUCUGUGAAAAGCGGUUAUGGAGGAAGAACUCCACUUUUGGAAGCUGCAAAGCGUGGACAUAUAGAUGUUAUCGAUGUUGCCAUAAAACACGGUGCUUCGUUAUCGGAAAGCGACUCUUCCAACAAUACAGCCCUCCACCUGAGUCUGGUUGAAGGAGGGCCGGGGAGAACAGAGAACAUGGUCCUCCAUCUGACAGGUCUGGGAAUGGAUGUUGAAACUGUUAAUGCAAAAGCAGGUUAUGGCAGUUGGACAGCACUUCACCUUGCUGCCAGACAGAGUGAUAGCAAGAUGAAGGUGGAGAUCCUCCUCAUGGCAGGUGCUGACUGUAACCUGAAGACUGCCGCUGGUCUGACUGCUGAGGAAUCCACAACAGACACUGACAUCCGGAGACUCAUCGCCUAUCACAAGGACCAUUACCCAAAUCUGCAACGGGCAUGUCGUAUGAAGAUCCUCCGUCUACUUGGUAAAGAUAGGCUUUCCAAAGUGCACCAUUUACCACUAGCAACGAUUCUAAAGAACUACCUCAUCAUGAAAGACGUUUACUAGUUCUGUAACAUUACUUACUUUGUAUUUUUAAGGAUAUUAUUACAUUUUUGUACUUUUAAGGCCUCACUGACUUAAUUUAUGGAUGACAUUUAACUUUCAAAGUUAAUAGCUUAAUAACUUCAUGUGUUAAGUGUCCCACAAAUAUUUUCUUUUUUCAAGAGAUCUUUAAGUAAAUGUGGUGGCCCUGAAUAUCAUAUCAUAUUGAUUGAUGUGAAAAUUGU